This is a messenger RNA of Meira miltonrushii, 2259 nucleotides long. Its product is annotated as cytochrome P450. The record is from RefSeq and is a predicted model, not a curated record. Gene Ontology annotation, molecular function: oxidoreductase activity, acting on paired donors, with incorporation or reduction of molecular oxygen; monooxygenase activity; iron ion binding. The transcript has 3 exons. NCBI's taxonomy places the organism in Eukaryota, Fungi, Basidiomycota, Exobasidiomycetes, Exobasidiales, Brachybasidiaceae. The coding region runs from base 199 to 2124 and encodes 641 amino acids.
AGGCACAAAAGCAUGAAAACGGCUUGUUCGUAGCUAGUGCAUUUAUAAUCAAUUACCGUGCAGAUUACCUCAAUAGGUGGAGAAAAAUGGAUCUGAGAUAAUGCAAGCAUACACAAUUCGACUCUGGGAAUGGAACAUAUGCAAUAUGAUUGAUUACCUUCCCUUUAAUCUAGACACCAUCAUCCCCCUAUCUUCAUCAUGUCAAAAGUUAAAGAUCACCAGCAAUCAAAGACAAAAACACUCACAGCUUCCGUGCUGUCUAUUUCAGCUACCAUUAUUGCAAUCUUGACAUGCAUUCAGCUCACAAAGGGUGGCAUCUCCUCCCUUUUAUCAAUGCUUCACCUCCGUUCCAAUGAAGCUCCUCCCUCAAUUUCACAACGCAUCACGGACAUGUUUUCUUCAUCCGAUAUCUCCUUCAAAACGAUUGCAAUCGGAUUAGGAUUGAUUUAUACCAUCUUGGCAAUCAUUCCACGUAUUCAAAAAAGCUUUCAAGCAGAUCCAUUAGCAAAGAUUCCCAUGAUGAAACGAGAAUCUUUUCUUUUUGGUAACUUUAAUUCAGAGAAGUCUUCUGAAUAUGACGGACAAAAGACUAUUGAAGCAGCACGCGAACUUGGCUCAAACGUUUUCCUCUUACCAAUGCCAAUGGGAGCUUGGCAAUUGGUCAUAGGUGACAGUAUCGCUCUUAAUCAUGUCUUGGGUGAUAUUGCCAAAUUUCCAAGUACGCCAUUCCGUCACGAAUUCAUUCGAUUUGUCGUUGGAGGAGGCUUGAUCGUAGCAGACUCAAAAGCACAUCCUCGUCAACGCCGUGCUUAUGCACCUGCAUUCACACAAAGUCAUGUUCGUACACUUGCACCAAUUUUCACCCAAAAGGCAGACGAAUUAGGAGAAAAGUUGUUGACUUUUGCACGUAAUGGAGGUCAAAAAGAAUGGUCAAGCGAUCCAAAAGGAGGCUCAGUCGUAAACUUUUCAGAAAUGCUGGAUUGUGCAAGCUUUGACAUCAUUGGAAAAGCUGGCUUUGGCGUCGAUUUUGAUUGUAUUCAGCAUGGUCUGAAAGGAGUCAAGCUUGCAAAUGGAUAUCAAAAUAUGCUUCAAGCAUGUGUUAAGUUUGAUGUGCCACGUAUCCUUCUCAUCAUCUUCAGUAGCUUCACCCGUGCAAAAUGGUUAGGCUUGCCAAUCAAUCAUGCUAAUCGUACGAUCCGUGACCAAAAUCUUGAAAUUGAUCAAUGGUCACAGAUGGUGAUCGAAGAAAAGGUGAAGAAGACACAAGCAAUGCUGGCUGACGGUGGUGAUACCGCAAAAGAUGAUGGUAACGGUGAACCACUUGAUUUGAUGGAAAAGAUUGUUCGUUCAAAUGAAGCUUUGAGAAACAAGAAUGACGCGAUCACCGUUUCCGAAAAGGAGCUACGCGAAACAAUUCGCUUGAUCUUGUUUGCCGGAUACGAGACAAGUUCGGUCGCAACCAGUCUUACACUCAAUUACCUUGCUCACGAUCAACGCAUUUUGGGUAAAGUACAAACACAAUUACUCGCAUUUCUCGAAAAGAGACGAGAACAGAACGGUGGCGUGGAUACCAGACUGAACGCUGAUGAAUUGCAAAGUGAAGAAUUGCUCCUGUUGACAAAUUGCAUCAAGGAAACUUUGCGUCUGUCACCUGCUGUUAUCAAAUCUGACCGUCAAGCAGCAGAAGACUGUGUGAUCCCGUUGGGAAGACCAAUCCCGAGUCGAGAUGGAAAGGAGAUGUUACAUCAAAUUCACGUUCCAAAAGGCACUAUUCUCGGAGCAUGCUUUAAAUUACCCAAUUCCGACGAACAGAUCUGGGGUCCUGAUCCCGAACAAUGGAAUCCUGAAAGAUGGACUAAUUUACCCAACACUUACAAGAAUGCAAACUUCCCCGGUCCUGCCGGUGUUGCAACAUUCUCAAAUGGACCUGCAAGUUGUUUAGGAUCAAGAUUUGCCAUGUUGGAAAUCAUUGCACUCUUGGUUGGUGUUUUGAGCCGUAUUCAUUUGGAACCUUCAAAGUAUGAAGUCAAAACGUCUCCUGUCAUGGUUUCACGUCCUGUCAUUAAAGGUAUGGAUAUCGUUGGUUUACCUUUACGCAUCACGCCACUUCCUCAUCUUUCUUAAAUUGUCACAUAUAUUUUCGUUCCUGUACAUAUUGAGAUUCCUUUACUAUGUGAGAUGCAACUGGGAUUUAGAGCGCUUGAUCAGACUUUGGAAUGAUGAAUAUCAGGGAAAAGGGGGUGAACACAUGAAUUCUGG